GCAGUAAGUACUUUUGCUUGUCAAUUUUGCCUAUUGUUGUUUAAUUUUAAGAGCUUCUUCAACUUGGAGCCAGUAGAUUCUAAUGGAUAUCAGAAUGGAUGAUGUGAAAAAAUGUCGUGUUGUGCUGCACAAACUCUCUGAUGAUGCAGUUGAGAGGGGCUGGUGGUCUGGGCUGAACCUCCUGCUAAGGCCUUCUAGUGUUGGCAAAAUUAAGUCUGAUGCAACAGCGGCCAGUGGCUCAUCUCUGAGCCCUGAAGUCGUUGCAGUUAACAUCAAGCUUGAGCCUCUAUAUGAGGAGGACAUAUCUGUGAAGGAUGAGCCUAUUGAUAUUGAUGAAAAUCAGCAAACUCCACCUUCCUCAUCUUGUGUGCCAUGCAAGGAGGAAGCUCAAGUUGAGGCUCGGGACGCCCACCAACGUUCCUCACAGGACGCUGCUGCUGUGCCUGAGAAACAGGCUGGUUCACGUGAGCCUCCCAGCCCUGGGUGUGGUGGCCAGCUAGCUCCACCUCCCCCAUCAGGUAUUUACCACAAACAAACGAAAAUAUAG
Molecule: messenger RNA, 547 nt
Organism: Hyalella azteca
Lineage: Eukaryota; Metazoa; Arthropoda; Malacostraca; Amphipoda; Hyalellidae
Exons: 4
Coding region: 83-547 (154 amino acids)
Source: RefSeq, a predicted model, not a curated record